UCGUCUUUUGGGUUUGACGUUUAUAUUUGCGGAAGAAAAACUCGUCGCCAAUCGGUGAGCAUCAAAACUUGAAAAUCUAUUAAAUUAAUAGUGGAUUUUAUUCAAGCCAAGUUCGGAAAAGCGUCUUUGAUUUUUCUACGAUAUGGGACGUAAACGAGACAGUGACGGGUCUGGCUCGGAUUCUGAUUCGAGUCGUGGCAGUCGCAGCCGUAGUGGCACACCGCAGGUUGCUCCUACACCUGGCUACUCCCUGGAGCAUCAUGAUUCCAGAUCCAAUUCGCCACAUGGAAAUCGUUCUCGUUCCGGAACCCCUCAAGCAAAUCGUUCUCGUUCUGGAUCCCCACAAGCAAAUCGUUCUCGUUCCGGAUCCCCACAAGCAAAUCGUUCUCGUUCAGGAACCCCACAUACAAAUCGGUCCCGUUCUGGAACUCCGCAGAACCGCAGUCGUUCGAAUUCUGCCGGAUCUCAGCGAUCCCGAUCUGGAUCACACCAUUCUGGAAAAUCUCGGUCACAAUCGCCAGCUGGCUCACAACGUUCUCGCUCGGGUUCGGUCAGAUCGCGCUCCGGUUCUAAAAGUCCUGCGGGGUCGCAGCGCUCCGGAAGGUCACGUUCGCAUUCACAAGCGUCUGGUGGCAGUGCCAAGUCUCGAUCUCGCAGUGGCACACCAGCAAACCGAUCGCGAAGCGGAAGUCCUGCCCGUUCGAGAAGUGGUUCGCGUUCCAGGUCAGCUUCACCGGCAAAAUCUCAGGCAAGCCGUAGAUCGCGAUCGCGGUCACGUCAUUCUGGAUCGCGCUCACCUUCACAAGCUAAGUCGCAAAGAUCAAAAUCUGGAUCGCGAUCUCCAUCUAAAAGUGGCCGAAGCCGUUCAGCAUCCGCAGAUUCAGAAGUAGGAGAAAAGCGAAAGCGAGCUGUGAUUGGCAGUGAUUCUGGCUCCGAUGGCGAAAAGAUACAUACAAAAAAGAAAAAUAAACUUAUCGAUUCCGAUUCCGACGAGGCCUCCGACCGAGAUGAACCGCAGAAGGCAAAGGAUAGCGUGACAGCUGAUGCUCUCUUCGGUGAUGCCGACGACAUCAGUUCAGACGAAGCUUCAGAGCGGGAACGAGAUGAGCUGGAUGAUUUGGAGGACGAUCAGAAAAAGGAUAGCGAUCGAGAACGAUCGAGAAGUCGAAGCCGAUCCCGAUCAAGAUCCAGGUCAAGAUCGAGAAGCCGCGGCAGUGACCGCCGAUCUUCCGAUGAAGAGAGGGGUGAAGGAUUGGCAAGAUUCGACGAACCAAAAGAACCCGAACCUGAACCGGAACCAAUUCCAGAAACAAGGAUUGACGUUGAAAUUCCCAGAAUUGUCACUGAUCUUGGCCGAGACUUGCAUUUCGUAAAGCUUCCUAAUUUCCUUUCGGUGGAGACUCGUCCAUUUGACGUUGAAACCUACGAGGAUGAGAUCGACGAAGAAGAAACACUCGAUGAGGAAGGUCGACAACGUUUAAAACUAAAAGUUGGAAACACCAUUCGUUGGCGGAACAACAUCGACGACGAAGGAAACGGAGUCCGAGAAACUAAUGCACGUUUGGUGCGAUGGUCUGACGGCAGUCUAAGUCUGCAUCUAGGAUCUGAAAUAUUCGACGUUUAUAAGCAGCCACUGCAGGGCGACCACAACCAUCUUUUCAUCCGCCAGGGUACCGGUCUUCAAGGUCAAUCCGUUUUUCGAACCAAACUCACUUUCCGCCCGCAUUCAACGGAAUCGUUCACUCACAAGAAGAUGACAAUGUCUCUCGCCGAUCGAUCGACCAAAACUUCCGGAAUUAAGAUUCUUACCCAAGUUGGAUUCGAUCCAGAUGCGAAUCGUAAAGAAAAUAUUCGCAAGGAGGAAGAAAAACUGCGAAUGGCAAUGCGAGCGAAACCAACGGGUACGACCAAAUCCAGUAGCCGUAAACGGGACUCCGGCACAAACGCCAACAGUUCCUAUCAACACGACGAAGGAUCGGACGAUGAAGGAGGUAUUUCCAUUGCCGCUAUUAAGAACAAAUACAAGGACGAUCGUUCGAAGCCGAAGCAGGGAGCCGCAAUUUAUUCGUCCGACGAAGAUGGUUCAGAUUUGGACAUGGGUCGCAAGAAAAAGAAUGUUGACAAAAAGAAGGUGCUUAAAGCAUUGGGAGACUCCGACGAUAGCGACGAAGGUUCUGCUCAUUCCGGUUCCGGCUCAGUAUCGGGUUCUGGUUCUGAGCGCGGAUCUGGAUCCGGCUCUGAUGCUGGAUCAGGCAGCGAAAAAAGUGGAGGAGCGAAAUCUGGAGGAGGUGGCGGUGAAGACAGUGACGAGUAAUUUUGUUUUAAAUUAUACAUUGGUGUACAUUUGAUAACACUAAUAUCAAUAAAGCUACGUAAUUAUCUCCCACAAAUCUA
Armigeres subalbatus is the source of this 2394-nucleotide messenger RNA. RefSeq names its product another transcription unit protein (gene Atu). Gene Ontology annotation, molecular function: RNA polymerase II C-terminal domain phosphoserine binding. NCBI's taxonomy places the organism in Eukaryota, Metazoa, Arthropoda, Insecta, Diptera, Culicidae. Gene Ontology annotation, cellular component: nucleus; Cdc73/Paf1 complex. Gene Ontology annotation, biological process: positive regulation of transcription elongation by RNA polymerase II; transcription elongation by RNA polymerase II. The record is from RefSeq and is a predicted model, not a curated record. The transcript has 3 exons. Bases 143 to 2314 code for a protein of 723 amino acids.